Molecule: messenger RNA, 4776 nt
Organism: Scatophagus argus
Lineage: Eukaryota; Metazoa; Chordata; Actinopteri; Scatophagidae
Product: USP6 N-terminal-like protein
Exons: 14
Coding region: 590-2338 (582 amino acids)
Source: RefSeq, a predicted model, not a curated record
AUCACGUGACUGAAUGUGGCGGGUUUGCUUCUCAUCUGGAGGUCCGAACAGCGCCUUGUUUCCUCCACCAGGUACCUUUCACAGGUGAUACCCGCUCACGUAUUUUUACAUGAAGGUGUGGUUGUGCAAGCUGCUGUGUGGAGCCUGUCAAGUCCCUGCAGCAGCAGGUCUGUCCAGCAGAGGGCGGCAGGAGAAAAGCGAGCUGAGGUGUGUGUGUGUGUGUGUGUGUGUGUGUGUGUGUGUGUGUGUCGGGGCUCUGUGUCUUUAAGGCCGGGUCUCACAGCUCACACACGGCUGCUGACUGGUGCCACGCCGCGGCGCCUGCUCAGUGCCGCCGCCGCUGUUCGGGUCCUGGACGCGGAGCUGCUCCGUCCGUACGUCUGCUGCGCCCCGUGUGUGCGUGAGUGUGCGUGAGUUUGCGUGAGCGCUGUCUGACGGUAAGCUAUGGAUUGACGGGGGGAGGCUAUUGUUGUCAGCCCGGUGGUUUGUUCUGCUGGAGCUGCACUUUCCGCGGAGGAUGUCCACAGGAGCCGGAGCUGUGCCGCUGCACGGAUAGCGCAGACAUACGGCCGAGAAACACGAUAUUGACAUGAAGAAAGACAUUGAGACUCUGAUAGCAGAGGAACGUGCUGAUAUCAUCUUGAAAUAUGCUACGGGCAGGCAGGGUGGGGUGGAGAUCGACCCCUGGGAAGAUGCUGACUACAGCAUCUACAAAGUCAUCGACCGCUUCGGCUUCAUGCAUGCGGAUGAGUUGCCUGCUCCGAGCGCUCACGAGGAAAAGCGGAAGCAGCUGGAGGUCGAGCGAGCAGAGAAGUGGCUGAAGAUGGCGAAGAAGUGGGAUAAAUACAAGAGCAGCGACAGGAUGGUGAAGCGGGUGUAUAAGGGCAUUCCCCUGCAGCUCCGGGGUCGGGCCUGGGCGCUGAUGCUGGACGUGGAGGCCACUAAGAGGGACAACGAGGGCAAAUACGAGAAAAUGAAGGAGCAGGCCAGACUGUACUCGUCUGAGAUCAAACAGAUCGACCUGGACAUCAACAGGACCUUUAGAAACCACAUCAUGUUCAUGGAUCGCUUUGGAGUCAAGCAGCAGUCGCUCUUCCACGUCCUCUCUGCUUAUUCGGUCUACAACACGGAGGUGAGCUACUGCCAGGGGAUGAGUCAGAUCGCCGCCCUGCUGCUGAUGUACAUGAACGAGGAAGAUGCCUUCUGGGCCCUGUCACAGCUGCUGACCAAUCAGAAGCACGCCAUGCACGGAUUUUUUGUUCCCGGCUUCCCAAAACUUCAGCGAUUCCAGGCGCAUCACGAUCAGAUUAUUUCCAAACUCAUCCCCAAGCUGAAGAAGCAUCUGGACAGAGAGCAGAUGUCUACAGGGAUUUACAGCACCAAGUGGUUCCUACAGUGCUUCAUAGACAGGACGCCGUUCACGCUGACCCUUCGUCUGUGGGACAUUUUCAUCCUGGAGGGGGAGCGGCUCCUCACCGCCAUGUCCUACACCAUCCUGAAGAUACACAAGAAGCGUCUGCUGAAGAUGUCUCUGGAGGAGCUCAGGGAGUUCCUGCAGGAGCGGAUCGCUCAGACUUUCUUCUACAGCGACGACGUCAUCAUCGAGCAGCUUCAAGCCUCCAUGACUGAACUGAGGAAGAUGAAGCUGGACCUUCCUCCUCCAGGGAAGCCUGAGGAGUUGCCUCGCAAGCCUCUGGGUCAGGAGCUGCCGGUGCUGUUGAGUCCAGUUCAGCCCUCCAGAGGGAAGCCGUCCUCAGCCAGCGGGUUCCCCAGAGAAAGUCUGAGCCUCCACAUCAUCUCCCACCAGCCUGACUCAAUCUCCCCAGACCAGAGCCCCUCCAAGGACCCCAGGGAUCUGGAUGCUGUGGACGAGGAUGAGGCCCCAUUGCCUUCACCAGACCCCAUCAUCAUCCACAGCCAGGCCCCGCUUACGCCCGACGGCUCCCCACUGAUGGGUCCUCCGCCUUACCAGCCUCCAGGGAGUCAAGCAGCGGUCGCGGUGGGGCACUCCUCACCACCUGAUCAGGAGGGGGAGGGGGAGGAUGCAGAUGUGGUCUCGCUGGCCUCCACAGACGACUCCUCGGCGGCCACUCGCUCAGCUGUCACUGCCGACCAAUCCUCCUGCAAGGUCCCACGGACUCUGUCGGCCCCCACGGCCCAAGUGGCCUCGCUGGCCUCGGGCCUGACUCCGUCUGAGAGUCUGUCUGCAGCAGAGAGGGCUGAGGACACGUACCUGGUCCAGCUCCUGGAGCAGGCCUCAGCUUUGACCACCAACAGGAACCCAAAGCAGGUUAAGACUGAAGCCUCAGAGGAAACCCAAGCUCCAGAAACUUUAUGAAAGCAGUUUAUUGAUUAUGUGUCUGUGGCAGGAAGUGGCUCUGAACAGGUUCUGUAAAGGUCAGCUUUGUUGUUUGUGUUUCGGUGAAGAACCACAGGAGUGUGAUUUAUCAGUCAGACUAUCGAUGUCAAACAACGAUUGCUUAAAAAUCAUUUCCAUAAUCGUUUAACACAGUGUGACUCGAUAUCAGGUUUGUAGAAGUCAAAGUUGAGUGAACUCGCUGAUUGGCUCUGAGCAGCAAGUUCUGUACUGAUUUAGUGUCUCAGAAACACACUCACAGUUUAACUGGACUAAAACCAGCGAAGACCUCUGAGUGGGUGCGUGAAGAGGGAUGACGCCUGCAUGUUUGACAACAUGAGGAAAUCACCACCAUGUUUCUUCUUGUUGGUUUAAUUUGUACAGGCUGAGGUUCUGUUUGCAGAAAUAUGAAGCCAAAAAUACAGCUUAAAUCUCACAAAAUUCACUAAUCUCUCAAUUUAUAUUUAGCAAGAAUCCACUGGGUGGUGGGCUGUGAGUAAACGUUUUCAAGCUGCUCUCAUGGCUUGGAAAUGAAUCGAUAAACCAGUUAAAUUUGACUGAGCUGUGUGGAAUUUGCCAAAGCAGGCCUGGCCAGUGUUGCAUCUGGCCUUUAGUGUGACGUGUCUCUUCAGUCAAACUGGUGUCUUUGAGUGGAGGUUCUGUCUCAAGGUGGGCUACAGAUCUAUAAAUCUUUACAAGUCUGAAGUGUUUUCCAAGCAGGGAGGGUCUAAUGAAAGAUUCUGCUGAGUUGCAUUCUGGGAGGUGUAAGAUUGUUUCUGAGUCAAACUCAAGUUAAAUUUGUCCCUUUUGUAUUAAUCAGUUGCUCCCAGAUUGUACGGAUGUGGAACGCAGUGCAAACCAGCUGAAUGUGGUUUCGGUUGCAGAGAAAUCACAAAUACCAGCAUAGCAUGAAGUGAAACAGUUUCAUUAUCUAAUUACUUUAACACAGACACAGAUAAGCUGACUGAUGAGACGGCGUUAAGACUCUGGAGCAGCUGCACUGUUUCCUGUUUGACUGAAAAAAGCCUGAAUCACCUGGGAGGUCAAUCUGAUGGUAUUUUCCUGCAGGGAAGAGGACUGGGAAAGCGGGCGUCUCUGAGGCAUCACCUUUUACAAUAAAAAACGUUUUUGUAGUUUUGUAACAUUUCGUCAGAGAACAAAAUGUUGCCUGGUCAGCCUUUGUAAAAUGUUUGCUAGCAGAGUUCCGGUUUUAUUUUUUGUACUAAUGUCUGGAUGCCUUAUUCGGAUCAGCUUCAGUUCUGCUGUGGACGCUGGUGAUGUUAAGCCCUGCACAACAACAGAGGAAGUGAUGUCGUUGGGCACAACGUGGGCACAUAGAGCGGCUGUCAGGUGUCGGACUGAACACCAGGCCUCGGACAUGGUGAGCUGGCUCACUGCUGAUUGUACACACUGAAACCAAUCGAGCUCAUUUUAAAUAAGCGUUUUUCUAGCUUUAUAAUUUAUUGUUUUAUCCUCUGCAGAAAAUUUAAUAACCGCUUGUGUGCUCAUCCUUUUUAAGAACUGGAAUAUGUGCUGCAUUUCCCAUAAUGAGCCGCCUGAGCGCUGAACACAGCCUUUGUUUUUAGUCUCACAGAGGAGGAUGGGGAUUUAGACCUGUCACAUUUUGUUAACGUUGUGCUUAGAAAUGUACAGUAUUGUAGAACCAGUCGGAGGAGCUGGACCCAGUGUUCCCAUCUGAGGGUGGAGACAGCGUUUCUCCAGCUCCGUGCUUAGAAAUAGUGAAAGGCUGACAUCUUGUGGUCACUUUAGGUAAAGCAUGUCUCUCUCUUCAUCUAGCCCAGUAGGAUUGUUGUAGAAAGAGUUUUGAACAUUUAGAAACCAUCCAGAUCAGAUUAGAAAUAUUCAGUCUUUCAAUUUGAUGCCAUUGUUUUGAACGAUGUGAAUACGUUGAGGCUUUUUAUGAAAUCUGACUGUAUUUCAGUGUUUAAACUCCCAGCUAACCGAAACAUGUUUCGGAUUUGUGUAUCAAGAGUAGCCACAGUCCAAUCGAUUACUCUGUGUUUUUCCUCAGCGUCUUCUUUAAUGAGGUGCAGUUAAAGUUGUAUGACAUUGUUAGGCACUUAAGUGUGGGUGUAAAACUAAAUGUUGAAUUCUUGGCUACAAGUCUGUUAUACAUUGAAAUCUACAGCACCUUUUUGUUAGAAACCCUGGAGCUGAAACAAAACAACUUUACCUUCUUUGAUUCUCUGUUUCUCGGUCUGUAAGAGCAAAGUGGAGGAGCAGAUGAACGCAUAGAAAUGCACUUAAAGUUUGUGUAUGAAAUCUCAGACUGUUGACAAAACCACCGGGAAGGAAUUUCAAGGAUUUCUUUUGGAAUACGGGCUUAAAAUGGAGAAAAUAUGGUUUGUGUUAAAGAUAAUUAAACAUUUUUGGAAGUAAUUUGGGAGCGUUACCUUUCU